AUGGACCCAAACGAUCCCAAUGUUAAGAUGAUGUCAGACAUGCGUAAGAUGCAAGGCCUGAUGGAGUCGUGCUACGCGAAGACUGUCAUGUCUGGAGUUAUGGGCUUCGGGCUGGGCGGUUUGUUUGGUGCUUUUAUGGCUUCUAUGGCCUACGACACCCCCAUGCACACAGCGACCGUCCCCGGCGCCAACCAGACCCCCAUCUCCUCUCUCCCGUGGAAACAGCAGCUCCGGAUCGGGUUCAAGGACAUGGGCGCCCGCUCCUUCAGCACGGCCAAGAACUUUGGCAUGGUCGGCGCCCUGUUCUCGGGCAUCGAGUGCGGCAUCGAGGGGUACCGCGCCAAGAACGAGCUGAGCAACGGCGUCGCGGCCGGGUGCAUGACGGGGGCCAUCCUCGCGCGGCAUGGCGGCCCGCAGGCGGCGGCUGUUGGGUGUGCGGGCUUUGCGGCUUUUAGCGCAGCUAUCGAUGCUUGGAUGAGGAUGCCCAAGGAGGAGGAGUCGUAG
Cryphonectria parasitica EP155 is the source of this 504-nucleotide messenger RNA. Its product is annotated as mitochondrial import inner membrane translocase, subunit Tim17/22. The coding region runs from base 1 to 504 and encodes 167 amino acids. Lineage: Eukaryota; Fungi; Ascomycota; Sordariomycetes; Diaporthales; Cryphonectriaceae. Gene Ontology annotation, molecular function: transmembrane protein transporter activity. Gene Ontology annotation, biological process: protein insertion into mitochondrial inner membrane. The record is from RefSeq and is a predicted model, not a curated record. The transcript has 3 exons. Gene Ontology annotation, cellular component: TIM22 mitochondrial import inner membrane insertion complex.